Messenger RNA from Cryphonectria parasitica EP155, 162 nucleotides. RefSeq lists its product as uncharacterized. The transcript has a single exon. The record is from RefSeq and is a predicted model, not a curated record. The annotation marks the transcript as partial. NCBI's taxonomy places the organism in Eukaryota, Fungi, Ascomycota, Sordariomycetes, Diaporthales, Cryphonectriaceae.
CAUCAAGAGCUGAAGGAUAAGUUGCAGGCUGCUAAGGAAAAGGUUCUUCGGUUGCAUAAGCAGAAAAGGAUGUGGUUUGAAAAGAUGAUGCGCGCUGUCCGCUGCAGCAUUAACAAUGUGGAAGAGCUGGAUUGCAUCGAGGCGGAGGAGGCUGAAGAGGAA